Molecule: messenger RNA, 804 nt
Organism: Mizuhopecten yessoensis (Yesso scallop)
Lineage: Eukaryota; Metazoa; Mollusca; Bivalvia; Pectinida; Pectinidae
Product: serine/threonine-protein kinase CTR1-like
Exons: 2
Coding region: 1-804 (267 amino acids)
Biological process (GO): protein phosphorylation
Molecular function (GO): ATP binding; protein kinase activity
Source: RefSeq, a predicted model, not a curated record
AUGAGAAAAACGGUUGGCCAUGGAGGAUUCGGAGACGUCUAUUGCGCUAAAUGGAAGGGUACUGUAGUGGCUGUUAAGAAACUGCGGGUCCAGAGAAUAUCGAAGACACGAUUACAAGAGUUUACUUCGGAAGUGCAAGUCUUCUGUGCACUCGACCAUCCUAAAAUUGUCAAGUUCAUUGGCGCCUGUUGUGUGACCCCGAACAUCGCUAUCGUCAUGGAGUUCAUGGAAAGCUGUCUGUUUCAAAUACUUCACAUGUCUGCAGAUUCGGAUGCCACCCUUACAGAAGACAGCAAGCUGAGCAUCGUUAUUCAGAUAUCCCGUGGACUAGCAUACUUGCACGAGAAAAACAUCGCUCAUUGUGACAUCAAGUCCCGGAACGUCUUGAUGGAUUCCAGGGAGGGUGGUUACGUGGCGAAGAUUACUGACUUCGGGCUUAGCAUGAUGAGAAAUAGUUCCGAUGCGCAUGAUCAGGUGCGAAACAUCGGAACCGCUCGUUAUUCUGCCCCUGAAGUACUUCGUGGCGAGCUGUUAGACCGCAAGGCUAUGAUGAGAGCCGAUGUUUACUCUCUUGGUCUUGUGGUGUUCGAGAUCAUCUCCGAAGAUGAACCAUUUGAUUCCCUAAAUGCCAAACAAAUAGAACGUUGUGUAGGAAAUGGAGAGGAAAGACCUGUGUUUGGAUCUGACAUAGAUAAAAAUUUAGAGGAAAACGUCAAAAUAUGUUGGAGCCGGAAUCCGUUCCUCCGACCUUCUGCACCAAGUUUUCGUGAUUCUGUUGAAAAGUGGGAGUCUCUCUUCAUGUGA